Molecule: messenger RNA, 378 nt
Organism: Zygosaccharomyces rouxii
Lineage: Eukaryota; Fungi; Ascomycota; Saccharomycetes; Saccharomycetales; Saccharomycetaceae
Gene: FYV4
Product: mitochondrial 37S ribosomal protein mS41
Exons: 1
Coding region: 1-378 (125 amino acids)
Cellular component (GO): mitochondrion
Source: RefSeq, a predicted model, not a curated record
AUGUUUAGCCGUCGUCUUUUUACCACAAGUUCCCUCUUACUACGUUCUCAACCUGCCAAAAGAAUACCAUCACCAACUCAAGAAAUACCAGAUGUACAAACAUUCCUGAACAGGAUUGGACGUAAAUGUGAUGAACUCACAGAUACUUUUGAAAACAAUUGGGAGAAUCUUUUUACUUGGAGUGGUCAAGCUCUAAAGGAUAAAGGUGUACCGGUACAACAAAGGAGAUACAUACUCCAUCAAGUCGAAAGGAUGCGUCAAAAUCAACCAGUAGUAGAACUAAAACAGGGCAAGAAAUCAUUCUUUGGUGGUGAAAGAAAACGCAGAGAAACAAUUGCCAAGUGGAGAGCUGAACAGAGGAAUGAAGGUAAUGCUUAG